GUGUAAUAUAGCGAAAAUUUCACCAUUUUCAAUUAAUUUUGCUUUCAUUUACGGAAAAUAAUAUUUUGAAAUAAAUGUAAAACGAGGUGAAACAAAACGUUGACAACGACGUUUAAUUUCAAAAAUUGUUUUGAAAUGGUAAACAAAGAACACAUUUUUUAGUGUUUUCAAUAUUUUUUGGAGAUAAAAGUGUUAAUCGUAUUCUUUACAUCAUGGAGAAUUCGUUUUUCGAGUAUCGUGAUAAAACUGAAAUGGGCAGUGAUUCAGAUUCCGAAAUUAUUGACAAUAGUUUGGUUGUAGCCCAACCUUUCUCAUCUGUAAAAACACCUAACUCUAAGAAUAGGACUGUAUUUGUAGCAGAAUCCGAAGAAUCUACUUCUGAUGAAACAGACCAAGAAGAUAAUGAACCGUUAUCUAAACUGAAGUCCGUGGUCGAAAGAAGCAGUGUUCAAAACCAGCAUGUAGUUUUAAGCAGCGAUGAUGAUGGUAGCAAUAGAGGUAGCAUUAGAAGGCAGUCUCCAUCUUCACCAAACAAAGUAGUUCUUAGCUCAUCAGAUGAAGAAGAAGAGGAAGUAUCCCCAGAGCUAGUACCAAGACGUCGGCCUCCGAUGAGGCCCAAGUCCAUCGACUCGAACUCCGACUCAUUAAUCGGACGCUUCAAAUCAAAGAAACGUAUGAUCCUCAUGGAUUCUGACACUGAAAAUUCUAUAGUUAUAGAACACGACAAAAACAGAAAAGUUAAAUGUUUAAAAGACACACCGCUAAAAAUUGAUAGUGGUAAAAAAGUUGCUAUUGCAAACAGUGAUGACAAUAUGAGCGGGGAUGAUGAGAGUGAUGAAGCUAGUACUGGGGACGAUGAAGACAAUGAUGAGGACGAAAAUGGCGAUGAUGAUGAUGAUGAUGACGGGCCUGACGAGGAUCAGAUGGUGAUGUCGCGAGCGACGCGGAUGAGUAUCAUGGGCAUCGCACCGAGGAAUGGUGACAGCGAUGAUGAAUCUGACUUUAUACAGUCUGAUGAUAGCAAACCAAAUUCCCGUGUUGGUUCCGCGUGCAGUUUCAACGAUUUGCCUGACGUCAGUACGUGUAUACGAAAAUCUCAAAAAGCAGACCAAAAAGAAAAUAAACCUGACGAAGAAGAAAAUUGCUCCGAUGCAGAGCAAGACACGUCUAGGCUCACUUGUUCCCCAUUCACUAGUCCAUUGAAGGAUAUCACCAACGAUGGAAAUAAGAAUACAAACAGCCAAAACAUUUCUAUAAUAGAUUUGGAUUUGAAAGAAAAUGACUCUCAAGAACUGAAAAAUAAGGUCCUAAGUAACUUGGUACAAGAGCAUUCAUACAACAAGAAUGCUCCGGAUGACGACGAUGACGUCACUAUCAUUGAUAGCAAGCCGGAAAUUAUAGCGCUGAGCAGCGAUGACGAGGAUGUGACCACGGAAAAAAAGUCGCCGACCCUCAAAAAGUCGCCCAGCAUCAAGAAGUCGCCCAAAGCGAAAGACGAAGACACCUCGAGCCAGAGCCGCAAUGGGAACCCGUCUAUCAAGCAGUUCCUGGCGCCGGCCAGCUAUCCCAACCAGGUGGUGUACGUCAAGAAGCACGUGCGGGAAAACGAGCUCAGCAAGCUUAACAGCUUGAAGGAGGACCUGCACAACAUUAGGAAUCUGCUGGAAAACAUGGACGUCAGCACAUUACCGGACGGUGGCGUCCGGCUCAUAGAAAGAUUGUCCGCGCUGGAGGGAGAAGUUCGCCGCCAGGGGGACAAGGUGGCCAAUAUGCUGGUCGAGCCAGCCAUGGCGACCCACAUGGCGGAGCGUAACUUAAUCCUGGACCGUCUGCGUAUCUUACACGAGUCGCUGGCCACGCGGCCGCCGGAGCAGGCGCAGGCCUCCGCCCCCGCCGCGCUGCGCUCCAGCCUCAUGCCGCACCAGCGCCACGCGCUCGCCUGGCUGCGCUGGCGGGAGACGCAGCGCCCCUACGGCGGGAUCCUGGGUGAGUCCAUCCUACACGAGGCGCUCCAGCCUCAUGCCGCACCAGCGCCACGCGCUCGCCUGGCUGCGCUGGCGGGAGACGCAGCGCCCCUACGCCUCAUGCCGCACCAGCGCCACGCGCUCGCCUGGCUGCGCUGGCGGGAGACGCAGCGCCCCUACGGCGGGAUCCUGGGUGAGUCCAUCCUACACGAGGCGCUCCAGCCUCAUGCCGCACCAGCGCCACGCGCUCGCCUGGCUGCGCUGGCGGGAGACGCAGCGCCCCUACGGCGGGAUCCUGGGCGCUCCAGCCUCAUGCCGCACCAGCGCCACGCGCUCGCCUGGCUGCGCUGGCGGGAGACGCAGCGCCCCUACGGCGGGAUCCUGGGUGAGUCCAUCCUACACGAGGCGCUCCAGCCUCAUGCCGCACCAGCGCCACGCGCUCGCCUGGCUGCGCUGGCGGGAGACGCAGCGCCCCUACGGCGGGAUCCUGGGCGCUCCAGCCUCAUGCCGCACCAGCGCCACGCGCUCGCCUGGCUGCGCUGGCGGGAGACGCAGCGCCCCUACGGCGGGAUCCUGGGUGAGUCCAUCCUACACGAGGCGCUCCAGCCUCAUGCCGCACCAGCGCCACGCGCUCGCCUGGCUGCGCUGGCGGGAGACGCAGCGCCCCUACGGCGGGAUCCUGGGCGCUCCAGCCUCAUGCCGCACCAGCGCCACGCGCUCGCCUGGCUGCGCUGGCGGGAGACGCAGCGCCCCUACGGCGGGAUCCUGGGUGAGUCCAUCCUACACGAGGCGCUCCAGCCUCAUGCCGCACCAGCGCCACGCGCUCGCCUGGCUGCGCUGGCGGGAGACGCAGCGCCCCUACGGCGGGAUCCUGGGCGCUCCAGCCUCAUGCCGCACCAGCGCCACGCGCUCGCCUGGCUGCGCUGGCGGGAGACGCAGCGCCCCUACGGCGGGAUCCUGGGUGAGUCCAUCCUACACGAGGCGCUCCAGCCUCAUGCCGCACCAGCGCCACGCGCUCGCCUGGCUGCGCUGGCGGGAGACGCAGCGCCCCUACGGCGGGAUCCUGGGCGCUCCAGCCUCAUGCCGCACCAGCGCCACGCGCUCGCCUGGCUGCGCUGGCGGGAGACGCAGCGCCCCUACGGCGGGAUCCUGGGUGAGUCCAUCCUACACGAGGCGCUCCAGCCUCAUGCCGCACCAGCGCCACGCGCUCGCCUGGCUGCGCUGGCGGGAGACGCAGCGCCCCUACGGCGGGAUCCUGGGCGAUCCAGCCUCAUGCCGCACCAGCGCCACGCGCUCGCCUGGCUGCGCUGGCGGGAGACGCAGCGCCCCUACGGCGGGAUCCUGGGUGAGUCCAUCCUACACGAGGCGCUCCAGCCUCAUGCCGCACCAGCGCCACGCGCUCGCCUGGCUGCGCUGGCGGGAGACGCAGCGCCCCUACGGCGGGAUCCUGGCGCCACGCGCUCGCCUGGCUGCGCUGGCGGGAGACGCAGCGCCCCUACGGCGGGAUCCUGGGUGAGUCCAUCCUACACGAGGCGCUCCAGCCUCAUGCCGCACCAGCGCCACGCGCUCGCCUGGCUGCGCUGGCGGGAGACGCAGCGCCCCUACGGCGGGAUCCUGGGUGAGUCCAUCCUACACGAGGCGCUGGCCACGCGGCCGCCGGAGCUGAGGCCUAGGAUGAACCUAAGGGGGAUACCUCACGCGCUCGCCUGUCUGCGCUGGCGGGAGACGCAGCGCCCCUACGGUGGGAUCCUGGCCGAUGACAUGGGUCUGGGCAAGACAAUCACGAUGAUCUCGCUGAUCCUCACCGACAAGGAGGCGAACAUCGAUGACGACGACGACGACGAGGAAGAAAGGGGAAAAAACAAAAUGACGCGCGGCGGCACUUUAGUAGUGUGCCCGGCGUCUCUCAUGCAGCAGUGGGCGGGUGAAGUGACGUCACACUGCACGCCGCAUGCGUUGUCGGUGUGCUUACAUCACGGAGCCGCCCGCGCUGCCCAGCCGCACCGUCUGGCUUCUAGCGACCUCGUCGUCACCACGUAUAAUAUCCUGCAGCGAGACGCCGAGAAGAAUGGAGUUCUGAUGCGUGUACGCUGGCGGCGCGUGAUCCUAGACGAGGCGCACAUCGUGCGUAACCACAAGGCCGCCACGUCUCUGGCCGUCAGCGCGCUGCCCGGCCGCCGCCGCUGGUGCCUCACGGGCACCCCCGUGCAGAACAAGGACCUGGACCUCUUCGCGCUCAUGAAGUUCCUGCGCGUCACGCCCUUCGACGACCUCGCCAUGUGGAAAAAAUGGAUCGACAACAAAAGCCAAGGCGGGCAGGAGCGUCUCAGCACGAUUAUGCGCUGCAUCCUGCUGCGACGCACCAAGCAACAGCUGCAGGACGCCGGCCAGCUGGCCUGCCUGCCGCCGCGCUCCGCCCACCAGCGGCCCGUCACGCUCGCGCCGCAGGAGAUGCAGGUCUACCAGAAGGUGCUGGUGUUCUCCAAGACGCUGUUCGCUCAGUUCCUGCACCAGCGCGCGGAGAAGCAAGCGGACGCGGGCGGUUUUGUGCCUCCUGAGAAGGACUCCGCCUACGCCGCCAUGCACAAGAAGAUGAUCGCGCUGCAAGGCGCAAAACCGGUCAAAUCCCACGAGAUCCUGGUGCUCCUGCUGCGACUGCGGCAAGUGUGCUGCCACUGCGGACUCAUCGCGAGCAUGCUCGACGCAGAGGGAGCGGGCAGCGACGACCCGGCCGGCGCCGACCUGCUGGCCGAGCUGGACAAGCUCACGCUCGAUGACGCCCGGGCUGGCAGGGAGGUCAGUAGUGCGCCAAAGGGAGCGGGCAGCGACGACCCGGCCGGCGCCGACCUGCUGGCCGAGCUGGACAAGCUCACGCUCGAUGACGCCCGGGCUGGCAGGGAGGUCAGUAGUGCGCCAAGUGUGCUGCCAUGCGGACUCAUCGCGAGCAUGCUCGACGCAGAGGGAGCGGGCAGCGACGACCCGGCCGGCGCCGACCUGCUGGCCGAGCUGGACAAGCUCACGCUCGACGACGCCCGGGCUGGCAGGGAGGUCAGUAGUGCGCCAAAGGGAGCGGGCAGCGACGACCCGGCCGGCGCAGACCUGCUGGCCGAGCUGGACAAGCUCACGCUCGACGACGCCCGGGCUGGCAGGGAGGUCAGUAGUGCGCCAAAGGGAGCGGGCAGCGACGACCCGGCCGGCGCAGACCUGCUGGCCGAGCUGGACAAGCUCACGCUCGACGACGCCCGGGCUGGCAGGGAGUGCGCCAAGUGUGUGCCAUGCGGGCUCAUCGCGAGCGUACUGCAGCCGAGGCCGCGCCUGCUGGCCGAGCUGGACAAGCUCACGCUCGAUGACGCCCGGGCUGGCAGGGAGCCGAGGCCGCGCCUGCUGGCCGAGCUGGACAAGCUCACGCUCGACGACGCCCGGGCUGGCAGGGAGGGCCGAGACAACAAGGAGAAUGAGGAUGAAGGUCCUGAAGAGAGCACGACCGUGGCCGAAGCCAUCCGCUCUGUAUUAGCGCCCAAUAACCCGGUGUUUGACCUGGCGCGCCAGUCCUCCAAGAUCAAAGCCGUCAUGGACUGCCUCAGGGAAAACGUCUUCAAGAAUAAAGAUGAGAAAGCAGUAGUUGUGUCGCAGUGGACGUCAGUGCUCCGACUAGUGGAGCAGGAACUCAAGCGCAUGAAGAUCCGCAGCGUGACUCUGAGCGGGAACGUGCCCGUGGGCGCGCGCCCGCCGCUCAUCGCCGCGCUCAACCAGCCCGGCUCCGGAGUCCAGGUAAUGCUGCUAUCGCUGUGCGCUGGCGGCGUGGGCCUCAACCUGUGCGGAGCGAACCACCUGCUGUUACUGGACCCGCACUGGAACCCGCAGCUGGAGCAGCAAGCGCAGGACCGCAUCUACCGCGUGGGGCAGAAGAAGCACGUGCACAUAUACAGGUUCAUGUGCGUGGAUACAGUAGAGCAGAGCAUCCGCAAGCUGCAGGAAGCCAAACUGGAACUGGCCGAGAACGUUCUGACGGGCGCCAAGCACACCAACUCCAAGCUGUCCAUCGACGACCUCAAACUGCUCUUCAAUAUGGGGCAGCCUGGCUCUUAGUCAAGUGGGGCUAUAAUAUGAGGCAGCUUGAUGCUUAAUGCCCUUCUGCAGGCUAAUACUAUGGUCAAUAUAGGGCAGCCUGGCUCUUAACCCGCUCCUAUAGUGUAAAAUACGGUAGUUGACACCACUAGUCAAUCGACAUACUUUAUUAGCUGUUACUUUUUAUAAUACGCCACUCUCCUACACAUUUUGGAUAGGCAAUAGCAAAGGUAAAAGAACUUAAUUGAUUUUAAAGCUAUGUAUUUUACAGCAAACUGAAAACUAACUGCUUUCAGGGCAACAAUGUUUUGUUAGAUGAUUAUUGUGUUAUUAUAAGUAAUGGUGUCAACUACCCAAUUGAUUGAUCCAAUUCUAAAACACCUCACUGCGUAGGAUUCCCAAGCGAUAGAAAGUAUCUUACAAAGGAAUUCUUGGUCUUUUAUAAUGUUUUUCGAACGCCUCCCGGCUUGGGGCGAUUCCAAUGGGAACCUUCCGACUUACUUAAAUCUUCCCACCGUUUACUAACCCAAUUACAGAGCUUUUAAGAUAAUGUAAAUAUUAUAUUAAUAUAGUGCCAUAAAAUAAUAUGUAAAAUGAAAAAUCCUUUGAUGCUCUCUUAUUUUAAUAACUCUUAAAAAUGACAUGUAAUAGUAACUCCAUUCCAGUUAGUAAUUGACCCACAGCAAUUUUAAUUUUAUAAAUGACAAUAACUGUAAAUAUUUUAAUGAAUAAUUCUAGUUAAACUUUAGAAAUGUUAAUUGAAUCUCACGGCCUCAGUUUGUCCACAAAGAUAUUUUCAUUUCAUCAUAAAAUAGUUUAAGUGAUAUAUUAUGAGGUCGUUUGUCUGCGAGUGUAUCAAACUAGCGCCGCGGUUAUAUUUUAACGUUGAUCUUUGCUCCGAGGAAUUGUUACAAAUUGGCCGCGCGCUAACUCGGCCCAUGAGCCGGUUCAUUACGAUGUUAUAAUAGGAAUAAAUGUCUUGCAAAUGAGUGUCGUAAUUUCGUCCUAUGUUAAUGAAUAUUUUGAAUAAUGAUAGCAAAUAUUUUAAGACAAGUUUAAAAUAUAUUAUGUUAAUUUGUUUAUA
Ostrinia nubilalis (European corn borer) is the source of this 7116-nucleotide messenger RNA. RefSeq lists its product as uncharacterized. Gene Ontology annotation, molecular function: ATP-dependent chromatin remodeler activity; ATP binding. The transcript has 32 exons. NCBI's taxonomy places the organism in Eukaryota, Metazoa, Arthropoda, Insecta, Lepidoptera, Crambidae. Gene Ontology annotation, biological process: DNA repair. The record is from RefSeq and is a predicted model, not a curated record. Bases 213 to 6053 code for a protein of 1946 amino acids. Gene Ontology annotation, cellular component: nucleus.